AUGGAGCCCGGGCCGUCUACAGGCUCCAGGCCGGCCGGACCGGGGCCUUGCCUGAACGACCCAGGCGGCGCCUGUCAGGCGACCUCGGCCUGCUCGCUGCGCCCCGCCGGGGCCGAGCCGGGGUGCAGCGUGGCAGCCGUGCUGCCGGCGGGCGGGUGUGGGGAGCGGAUGGGCGUCCCCACCCCGAAGCAGUUCUGCCCCGUCCUGGAGAGGCCUCUCAUCAGCUACACCCUGCAGGCCCUGGAGAGGGUAUGCUGGAUAAAGGACAUUGUUGUGGCAGUAACUAGAGAGAACAUGGAAGCAAUGGAGGAUAUUAUCCAGAGGUACCAGCAUGAACGCAUUUCACUAGUUGAAUCUGGAGUGACCAGACAUAGGUCAAUUUUCAAUGGACUAAAAGCAUUGGCAGAAGUUGGGUCCAACUCUAAGCUCUCUAAGCCAGAAGUAGUGAUUAUCCAUGAUGCUGUGAGACCAUUUGUGGAGGAAGAUAUCCUACUUAAAGUUGUCACAGCUGCUAAAGAACAUGGGGCUGCCGGAGUGAUCCGACCUCUUGUCUCUACUGUCAUCAGUCCAUCUGCCGAUGGUUGCUUAGACCACUCACUGGACCGUGCCCAACACAAAGCAAGUGAAAUGCCACAGGCUUUUCUAUUUGAUGUGAUCUACGAAGCAUACCAGCAGUGUAGUGAUCAUGACUUGGAGUUUGGAACUGAGUGCUUACAGUUGGCUCUGAAGUAUUGUCACACCAGAGCCAAGUUGGUGGAAGGAUCUGCUGACCUCUGGAAGGUGACCUACAAGCGAGAUCUGUAUGCAGCUGAAUCAAUUAUUAAGGAACGAAUUUCACAACAGAUUUGUAUAGUUAAGGAUGCAAAAGAAGAUGAAGAAUAUGUAGAUCUUCUUGAAGAAAUGCUAAAACGGGACUUAAAACAUGUAAAUGUGACAUCUGGGGCAUUGCAUCAUUCUGAUGGAAAUCUUCAGCAAGUCGUCUUGCAAAAAUGUUACAAUUUUGUUUGUGUAAAUGCUCAAAACUUUGAUUUUCAAGAAACCCAGAAGUUACUGCUCAUGCUUGAGGAGAGCCGUCUUUCCAUAUUAUACCCUGUUGUGGUGGUCUCGGUUCAUUUCCUUGAUUAUAAUUCAGUACCUUUUGGAGGGAAAAUGGAAAGCUUACUGAGAAUUAGAGAAUUUGCAAAAGAAGUGAAAAAGAGAAAUAUUUUAUUGUACAGCCUCCUCAUAUAUUACUCACAGGAUAAACUCAAGCUACAGGAGAGUUUAAGACAAGGAGCCACCAUUAUUGAUACCUUAAUCAAAGAAAGAAAUCCUGGACUCAUUGGUCAACUACUAGUAGCAUGA
Messenger RNA from Elephantulus edwardii (Cape elephant shrew), 1344 nucleotides. RefSeq names its product isoprenoid synthase domain containing (gene CRPPA). Gene Ontology annotation, biological process: protein O-linked glycosylation via mannose; isoprenoid biosynthetic process. The transcript is spliced from 10 exons. Lineage: Eukaryota; Metazoa; Chordata; Mammalia; Macroscelidea; Macroscelididae. Bases 1 to 1344 code for a protein of 447 amino acids. The record is from RefSeq and is a predicted model, not a curated record. Gene Ontology annotation, cellular component: cytosol. Gene Ontology annotation, molecular function: D-ribitol-5-phosphate cytidylyltransferase activity.